AUGUACUCCGGUUAUGUUCUCUCCAUCACACUCCUUCUUCUCCUGCUUCCGUCGGCUAGUUAUGCAUCGGUUUCACGAAGCCGAUAUAAACGAAAGCUGCAGUUCUCACCUCCCUGUCCCGAAGAAAACUACCGAUUCGAUAAAGAAACCGGAAACUUCCUCUGCCUCGUGCCCACUGGAAAGGUGUGUUUCGAGUUAUGUCAGAAACAGCACUGCAACGAGUGGUCCGCGUUCAACUUCAUGUACAGCAAAGACACCAAAAUACGCCAUCGACAGGCCUGCCGGUCCAAGAGAGGUUACGGCGACAUCGACCGUGGUGGCCCCACCAGUGGAAGGCUGAAAGGCAGGAACUCGGGCGAGCUGCUUUGGAUGAGGUGA
Molecule: messenger RNA, 378 nt
Organism: Dibothriocephalus latus
Lineage: Eukaryota; Metazoa; Platyhelminthes; Cestoda; Diphyllobothriidea; Diphyllobothriidae
Source: the annotation of a GenBank genome assembly